CCGACGGCGCCCGGAGCGCGGAUCUCGCCUUGUGGAGCACAGCGCGUCGGCUGCGGUUUUCUCCCGACCACUUCUGCCCGGCGCUUCGGCCCGGGCCGCUCAGGUGCAGAGACAGAAUCUCUGGAGUCAUACAACUCACUGUAACCUCAAACUCCUGGGCUCAAGGGAUUCUCCCACUUCAACCUCCUGAGUGUCUGGGACUACAGAGCAUGAAUAAUCUUUCAUUUAGUGAACUAUGUUGCCUCUUCUGCUGUCCACCUUGUCCAGGGAAAAUUGCUUCAAAAUUAGCAUUUUUGCCACCUGAUCCAACUUACACACUGAUAUGUGAUGAAAGCGGAAGCCGUUGGACUUUACAUCUAUCUGAACGAGCAGACUGGCAGUAUUCUUCUAGAGAAAAAGAUGCUAUUGAGUGUUUCAUGACUAGAACCAGUAAAGGCAACAGAAUUGCCUGUAUGUUUGUACGUUGCUCACCCAAUGCGAAAUACACUUUACUCUUCUCACAUGGAAAUGCUGUUGAUCUUGGUCAAAUGAGCAGCUUUUAUAUAGGACUAGGAUCACGGAUUAAUUGUAAUAUAUUCUCAUAUGAUUAUUCUGGAUAUGGUGCAAGUUCCGGGAAACCCACAGAGAAGAACCUCUAUGCAGACAUUGAAGCUGCUUGGCUUGCUCUUAGGACAAGAUACGGCAUUCGCCCUGAAAAUGUGAUUAUAUAUGGCCAAAGUAUAGGGACAGUACCGUCUGUGGAUCUUGCUGCUCGAUAUGAGAGUGCUGCUGUUAUUCUUCAUUCUCCUCUGACCUCAGGAAUGCGAGUUGCCUUUCCUGACACCAAGAAGACCUACUGUUUUGAUGCAUUCCCAAACAUUGACAAAAUCUCUAAGAUAACCUCUCCAGUAUUAAUAAUUCAUGGGACUGAAGAUGAAGUCAUUGACUUUUCACAUGGCCUCGCGUUGUUUGAACGUUGCCAAAGACCUGUGGAGCCUCUCUGGGUUGAAGGAGCAGGUCACAAUGAUGUGGAACUAUAUGGACAGUAUCUUGAAAGGUUGAAACAGUUUGUGUCACAGGAACUGGUGCAGAAACAUAACGAAGGGAAGUGAUUUUCUCAAGGUCUACAAUUGUCAACGACGGUACUAUGUAUUCCAUUAUCUUCUCUUUACCAAACUUAUCUGGAUUAAUAUACCAAUGAGCCUUUCAAAUUAUGUGGCGUAAACUUAUUUGUUCUCCAAUGUUAGUCACAAUUUUUUUUAAAUGGGUAGAGUCCUUCUUGUCAACUAGUUAUUCAUUGAAUAGUAAAUUGGUAGAUUGUGCCAAUUAAUUCUCAUGUUAAUGAUUAAAGAAGUUAAUACUAAUUCAUUUUACUAGGCACAGUUACAGUUAUUUAGUUAUGUUGGAACCUAGUGAGGAUGGUAGCCACAGACACAUGAAUAAGUAAGUAUUUACUUCAGGAGCUGAUUUACUACAAAUUAUAACACACAGAAUAAGCAAUUACAUUGAAGAAAGUAUCAAUAUAGUUAUUAAGAAUUAACUUUUAUCUUGUUGCUUUGUUUUAAAAUAGGCUAUUUACUCAAACAUGAUAGCAUGUUGCAUUCCAAUAAUGUGCACCCCAAACGUCCAGUAACCAAAGACAACAGUUUAUGCUUACCAUACUUGGAACUAGGCUUUCAGUUUUAGCUUGCAGAAUGGAAAAGACAUUUGUCUAUCGUAUCUCUAAAUGGGUUAUGCCUCUGACUGAAUAGUUGAAUGAGUAAUGCUAAGGAAGGAAACAAACACCUCUAUGCUGGAAAUGACCCACUUGACAUUAGAGUUGUGUGUUUUUCUUUCUUUCUUUUUUCUAGGGAAAGUACAAAGGUCUUUGCAAAUGUCAGUGAACUGAAAGCUGUUAAACUGGCUUUUUCAUAUGAAGCCAGAUGGACAUGAAACUAUUUUACUCCCUCUAUUUCCUUGUGUAGGUCAUGUACUAAAUUUGCAUAAUAUAAUUAUGACACUUUUAGAAAAAAGUUUUAAUAGUGUUUUUAAAAAUGACAUUGUUGUAUUAGAAAAAUGGGGAAAUGCUAUUUUUAGAUAAUUUUUGUUUAUCUCCUAAUAAAAUGCAAGUUUCAGCCACUGUACUACUUGAUUAAUUCAAAAUUUGGACUUCUUUUUCCUCUAAAACAACUACUUAAGGCAGUGUAUUGAAUUAAAGUAGAUUCAGUCUUCUAGUUUUUGAAGAAGAAAAGAAGUAGAGAGGGUAGCAGGUAGGUUUACGAAUAUAGGUACACUAUGUAUCAUGAAUUCAUAGGCUAUAAAUCAAAACAUAAUUAGCAUUCUCAUGUUAUGAAUCUUAGAUGAAACUUGUGUUUCUAUUUGAACACCUAAUAACUUUGGUAAAAUCAGAGGCCAUCUAUAUCACUUCACCAAAGUGAGAAUUUGCUAAUUUUUGAGCUCUUUUAAGUCUAGAAGUCUGGGCUCCAAGCCUUCAAGGCCCAUCCCUGGGAAAUAGAAUGGACAGAAGGGAAGGAGACAAAAGAAAAUAGUUGAUAUAUCCCUAAAUAUAUCUGGUGCUGUCAAAAAUGAUCGUUAAACUUGCUAAAGUAUUCAGUGUAAUCCUAAAUGAAAAAGAGUAUAAAUGAUUACACCUCUGUAAAAUAAAAUGUGAGUGUCUAUGGAAUAAAAGCCAAAGGAAAUAAAUACAAUGAAACAAAUGAUUGUGUGGAGGCAAUAGGAUUAUGGGUGAGUUUUUUUCCUUGACCUACUUAAAAAGGUAUCUUUUAUGUUGGUGUGUGAUUUUUUAUGAUAAAAAAGAACGGGGGAAACCUACUUCUUCACUGUCUCCUGGUUUUCACUGUCAGAAACUGGCUCCUGGACUUCCAAUAUCAUAAGACCCCAGAACAGAUACAGGAGAAGUAAUUCUCAAAUGUGUUUUCAGCCUGGCUACCAGGGCAGCAAAUAAAAGUAGCUGGAGGAGGAGAGGAUUCCUUUAUUUGGGUGAACGAUACUGAAUUUUGUGUUU
Molecule: messenger RNA, 2983 nt
Organism: Piliocolobus tephrosceles (Ugandan red Colobus)
Lineage: Eukaryota; Metazoa; Chordata; Mammalia; Primates; Cercopithecidae
Gene: ABHD17B
Product: abhydrolase domain containing 17B, depalmitoylase
Exons: 6
Coding region: 210-1091 (293 amino acids)
Biological process (GO): regulation of postsynapse organization; protein depalmitoylation
Cellular component (GO): plasma membrane; endosome membrane
Molecular function (GO): palmitoyl-(protein) hydrolase activity
Source: RefSeq, a predicted model, not a curated record